CCCCCUCCGCGGGUGUAUAUAGCAGCAGCGCGGGGCGGAUUUCGUGGCGGGUAAGAUGGCGGCCGCCGGCACGCAAUCUUCGCAGCCACCGAAACUGCAGCAGCUGCUGGAGCGGGACCCCUACCUGGCCCCUUUCAAGGCGGACUUCCAGCGCAGGUAUUCUCUGUUUUACAACCGCUUGAAGAACAUUGAGGAAAAUGAAGGAGGCCUUGAUAAGUUUACAGAAAGCUACAAAACCUUUGGAGUUAACCAAUCUGUGGAUGGUGGAAUAUACUGCAAAGAGUGGGCACCAGGGGCAGAAGCAGUGUUUCUCACAGGUGACUUCAAUGGCUGGGAUCCAUUUUCUCAUCCAUAUAAGAAGAUGGAAUAUGGGAAGUGGGAAUUGUUCAUUCCACCUGGACAAGAUGGUUGUUCCCCUGUGCCCCAUGGAUCAAAGCUAAAGGUGGUGAUUCGUGCUCAAAACGGUGAGCUCCUCUAUCGUAUUUCGCCGUGGGCAAGAUAUGUAGUGCGUGAUGAAGACAAAGUGAACUACGAUUGGGUACACUGGAAUCCACCACAGUCAUAUAUACAUAAACAUCCUUCUGCUAAAAGAUUAAAAAGCCUAAAAAUCUAUGAAUCUCAUGUGGGGAUUGCUUCCCCAGAAGGGAAAGUAGCUUCUUACAAGAACUUCACGUACAAUGUACUGCCUAGAAUAAAGGAUCUUGGAUAUAACUGUGUCCAGCUGAUGGCUAUUAUGGAACAUGCCUACUAUGCUAGUUUUGGUUAUCAGGUCACAAGUUUCUUUGCAGCAUCAAGCCGUUAUGGAACUCCAGAUGACCUCAAAGAAAUGAUUGAUGUUGCUCACUCAAUGGGCAUCACUGUGUUGCUGGAUGUUGUGCAUAGCCAUGCAUCAAAAAACUCUGAAGAUGGUCUCAAUAAAUUUGAUGGUACAGAUUAUUGUUUCUUCCAUUCUGGUUAUAAAGGAACUCAUCAGCUCUGGGACAGCAGGCUCUUUGACUAUUCACACUGGGAAGUUUUGAGAUUCCUGCUGUCUAAUUUGAGAAUGUGGAUCCAAGAGUAUCGUUUUGAUGGCUUCCGAUUUGAUGGUGUAACAUCUAUGCUGUAUCACCAUCAUGGAAUUGGCACAGGAUUCAGUGGAGAUUACAAUGAAUAUUUUGGCCUACAUGUGGAUGAAGAUGCUUUGUGUUAUCUAAUGCUGGCCAACCACAUGAUUAAUGUUUUGCAUCCGGAAUGCAUAACCAUAGCAGAGGAUGUUUCUGGAAUGCCAGCUCUUUGUCGUCCUGUCGCUGAAGGAGGAGGUGGUUUUGAUUAUCGACUAGCCAUGGCUAUUCCAGAUAAGUGGAUUCAGAUAAUCAAGGAGCUGAAAGAUGAGGACUGGAAUAUGGGCAAUAUUGUGCAUACACUAACAAACAGACGGUAUGAGGAAAAGUACAUUGCAUAUGCAGAGAGUCAUGACCAGGCACUUGUUGGUGAUAAGACAUUGGCAUUUCGACUGAUGGAUGCAGAGAUGUAUACAAACAUGAGUGUGCUCUCGCCUCUUACUCCAGUUAUUGAUCGUGGAAUACAGCUUCAUAAAAUGAUUCGUCUCAUUACUCAUGCACUUGGAGGAGAGAGCUAUCUGAACUUCAUGGGUAAUGAAUUUGGUCAUCCAGAAUGGCUUGACUUCCCCAGAAAAGGGAAUAAUGAGAGCUACCACUAUGCCAGAAGACAGUUUAAUCUUACUGAGGAUCACCUUCUUCGCUAUAGAUUUCUAAAUGCAUUUGAUAGAGAUAUGAAUAAAUUGGAGGAAAGAUUUGGCUGGCUUGCAUCUCCCCCGGCCUACGUGAGUGAAAAGCAUGAAGCCAAUAAGGUCAUAGCAUUUGAGAGGGCAGGUCUCAUUUUUAUAUUCAACUUCCAUCCGUAUCAAAGUUAUGUGGACUACAGAGUGGGUGUUGAAACUCCAGGAAAGUAUAAAAUCCUUUUGGACUCUGAUGCUGAUGAAUAUGGAGGACAUAAAAGGCUGGACCACAAUACAGAGUACUUCUCUGAGGAAUACCCUCACAAUUAUAGACCGAAUUCACUUAUGCAAUCCAAUUCACAGACCACCUCCAGCCAAAACCCUAGAGGAUGCCACAAGCGCUACGUAGAGGUGUACAUUCCAAGCAGAGUGGCUAUUGUGCUUCAGAAUAUGGAUAUCCCAAAAUGAAGUUCUCUGCCACUGGAGAAACAAGUCACAGAAGUGCUGAUACGCUGUACUGGUACUAAGCAUAACAAAACUUGCUCUAGGGAAGCUUUCUGAAACUGAAUAUAGUAAAAUUAGGUGUUUUAAAUGUUAGGUUAAUAUUCACAUAUAAUUGCAGAGCUCUUGACUUGCUAGAAACUCUUUUGAGGAAACUACAGAAGAGGCAGGAAGGAAAAUGUUGGCUUUGUAGUUCUGUAGUACAAAAUCACAUUUAAGAUAUUGCAAACCAGGAGGUAUGCUCGAUUAAAUUGUUGUUUACAGAAUUCUAUCAGGAAUAUCAAGAGUGAUCCUGCUCCAAAGUUUGUAAUUUCUUAUAACCCUUGUUUUGAUAGUGAAUUCAAAUGUUCAUUGUAUAUCAAUGCUUCUCUACAAAAGUAGGUAGUUCGCUUAAAUGAAACAAGUUUUUGGCUAAAAGGCAGCCUAAACAGUUUGGGGGAUCUCAUCUGAGGCUCCUCUUCUUCAAAGAAGUCCAACAUGGGAUUAGAAAUGUUUCUCCAAAAAUAGUUGAUAAGGUCCUCUGAGGGUAUUGUACUUUGCCAUUUUUUUUUCCACUCAACUAAAAUUGCACAAAAAUGCCAAACAACAAAACGAGCAGGUCAGUUGUCUGGUGGCCUGCUGAUGCUAUUGUGUGCAUUGCUUAUUUGCUCCCAAUCAAAUAUGCAUCUCACUGGAUAACAGCUGAAAAGAUCACUUGCACAACCAUUUUAUUGAGAUGAAUAAAACAUUCAGUGAGAAAGGUACUUUGUUCUUACUGCAAUGGUACCACGCUGCAGGGUGUACUUUAAACGCCAUUCUUCCCAUUGCAUUUGUUUCACUAAUGUCAGGACCUUGCCAUUUGUUUCACUAAUAUCAGGACCUUGCAACACUGAUUUCACUCUUUCUAGAAGCUGCCUUUCAGCUUGGAACAUGAUGAUGUUCUUGCACUUUUAUAUAACUUUUGAAACAUUGCUUCCCGUGAAGAAGCAGUCUCAAAACACAGUGAUCAAACUAAGGUGUUUUGUUGUUUCUUUUUUUUUUUUUCAAUCAGAUCAAGGUAGUUAAUUACUGGAGUGCUGCUAAGAUUAUUCAAGUGAGUUCUUUCAUGAGCUACAACUCUUUUUUUGUAAAGAGUAAGAUUUUGUAUAUUUGAAGCUGUAUUGCAGAGUAUUCUGGAAGUAUAAUCCCAAAUGAACGAAACAUGCUUUAUUUUGUUCCAUUUAUUUAAAAAACAAAUAAAAGGAAUAUUUGAAUUGGUUCUGAGGUGCA
Molecule: messenger RNA, 3466 nt
Organism: Pogoniulus pusillus (Red-fronted tinkerbird)
Lineage: Eukaryota; Metazoa; Chordata; Aves; Piciformes; Lybiidae
Gene: GBE1
Product: 1,4-alpha-glucan branching enzyme 1
Exons: 17
Coding region: 56-2185 (709 amino acids)
Biological process (GO): glycogen biosynthetic process
Cellular component (GO): cytoplasm
Molecular function (GO): 1,4-alpha-glucan branching enzyme activity; hydrolase activity, hydrolyzing O-glycosyl compounds; cation binding
Source: RefSeq, a predicted model, not a curated record